CACUGGUCCAAUUCACGUACUUUCCGCUGUAAUCGAGUUUGUACAACAGAUUUUGGGUUUCAGGGGCUUCGCUUGAGCAGAACAGGCUUCACAAUGGCUACGCAAGAAAGAACACCACGAGAAUUGGAAGAGGAUUCCCCUUUCCUAGCCCCUCAAUCACCACCCUCUCCACCACCACCAUCCUACAUCUCUCACGUCACCUAUCAACAACCAACCACUAUUCCCUUCCUGCACACCGCACCGCGGGCUUCCACAGAAUCAUCACACUCUUCUUAUCGUGAUAAAUUUGCCCUAGAAGAAUACCACGAUAAAAAUCGUAGCCGGAAAGCGCUCAUGAUUUUUGCGGGCUGUUUGGGCGUUAUUUUCUUGGUCGUCGUACUGAGCGUUUUUGGUGGUGUUUAUCACUGGGGAAGAGGGGAACGGGGGACGGGGAAUUGAGUGACGAGUUAUGAAUUUACCAUAUUCUUGUUUAUUGUUUGUUUUGGGGGGCUUUGGAAUGGAGUUAAGGAUUGGUUGGAUUGGCUAUACCCAUUGUUCACAGGGAGACGAGACGAGAGGAGAGGAGAAAAGAUGGCGGUGGGGGCGAUCAAGAUAGCGGUUGGAGGGGCUGAAAUGACGAGCGCUCGCACAUUGGGGGUCGGCAAGAACUAUCACAGCGAUCAGGUGAAACCGCACACAAAUGAUAAAUGAUAAUGAUUUUCAAAACACCAACAAUUCCA
Molecule: messenger RNA, 719 nt
Organism: Hyaloscypha bicolor E
Lineage: Eukaryota; Fungi; Ascomycota; Leotiomycetes; Helotiales; Hyaloscyphaceae
Exons: 2
Coding region: 94-438 (114 amino acids)
Source: RefSeq, a predicted model, not a curated record